AUGUUUCACAAAUUAGGUCCAUUGGCAUGUUCUGCUGACUGGUUUCUCAGUGGAGUAUCUUGCUACAAGGAAAAUAAUAAAGAUACCUGGGAAGGUGCAAAACAAGGGUGUUCUGCUUCCGGAGGUGAUUUAGUGAAGGUUGAUGAUGAUAAUCAAAAACGAUUUUUGAUUCACUUUAUGGAGGUCACCGGUCUGAAGAAAACGAACAUAGAUGUAAGUAUCGAGUCAUUAACUCUUUGAGUCUCAUGAUCGCGUGAUCAGCAUGAAAUUUCUCUAUGUAAUAUUAAUGCAUUAUAAAACAAAGUACGUAGUCAAAAGAAUUAAUUGUAUAAGGACGUGAUCACCCGAGGUGAAUGUAACUGAUUCUUAAUACAAUUACUCUUCCCAUCAGAUCUGUAGGAAACGUAUAAGGACAGGAGAAGGGCAUUUAACUUGAGAUGUUAGGUUUUUUAUGCAGUUGAUAGAGCACCCUUAAGGCUAGGGUAAUUAAUUGUAAGACGAGAUUUCAAAGAGGAAUGCGGAGAAAUCACAUCUGUGUAGUUCGUGUCACAGACCCAAUUGAAUCAGUGAUGUAGAUCGUAGACAGUUUUAAUUCCAUUUUCAUCUAUAUCUGUAUCUUGAAAAACGCAAGUGUUCAAAAGACCACGUUUCUCAUGCUCAGUUACUUUGGCAUAACCUGAGAUCAGGCCCAAUUUUUGCGGUUCUCAUACAUUCUCUCUAACGGCCACGGCUAAAAUUGGGCCUUAUACAGACUCUCUCACGUUUGUGCUCGUUACGGCCAGAUUUUGGCCGUAACGAUGAUUGGCUGUUAUAACAAUGCUACAAGAUCUGAUUGGCUGUCGGAAACGCCGGAAGUUGAAAGCUCUUAUUCCUCUCGUGGUUGUUUUCGUGAAUGAUCCGCCGUCGGCGGAGAGAAAGGUCGAUUAUGCUGUCGUUUUUGUUUGAUGGUCUUAUGGUAGGAAAAUAUGCCUUAAUAUGUACCAUGGAAAUUCAGAAAAUUCAUAUACUUGUUCAUAUCUUCUCUGGAUUUGCUUUAUUUACGGAACUAAUGUGAGUGUAUAGCGGAGUUGAAUCCCUCUGCAAGUUCGGUGUUGACCGCUAACAAGGUGCUUUUUGAUUUACCAACAAACGAGUGCAGAUCAAAAUACUGUCCAUCUCAAAAGUGGUUUUAUUUGAAAGUUUAGCCGGGAAUGACUUUUCUGAGCGGGGUACGCAAACGGAGGGCUCAUUGCCAAAGAAACUUCAAUCGCCAACUGUGAAGUAUUAGACGAAAAACAUCGCAUGAUCACUGUUCAGGGAAUUUUUGUUGGCAUUAUCAUAAAAGCUAGUGGCGCUACUCUUAAGGUAACAGACGUGUUGUAUGCCUUCGUUUUUUGUAAAAGUAAACCAGGGAAACUGGUGUCUUCGCUUGUUGGCUGUUUGCUGUUUGUUAAUUUCGAUACAUAAAAUAAAAUUUAGCGAGCUUUUCAGACCUGCAGUAAAACAUCAACACAACUAAUUAAAGGAGAACUACAAAGUGUGUUUGUAAUAUUGUUUUUCGUUUUGCUUAUAGCUCUCCAAAGUGAUAAUGUUUACAUGGAUUUAUAAAGAAAUAUAUUUGUUUUAGACGUUUGUUUCUCUAGUAAAUGCGCAAAUUGCAAGUGUACUCAGGGGACUAAAUCAGCUAAAUUAAAUGCACUUGAGAACUCGUUGCUUUGUUCUGAGAUAAUUUAUAUAUCCUUUUAAAACGUUCGCGAUAUAUUUCUCUAAGAUUUUUUAAGAUUUCUGUACUGAAAAUCGGGGAAAAUUGCCGAGGAAAAUGUACAGGCAACAGGAAAAAAAAAAUUUCAGUAUUUUAAAUUCGAGCGCGCCUAGCCUAAACAUUAAAACUAAAACAUCUGGUGUCGCCGUCUUUUCGAAGACUUUUUACCUUCUACGCCAAUAGAAAAAACAUUCGAAAUCUCCUUUAAUCUCGCAAGAAGUUAAAUGUGAUUGUGCUGACUGUUUUAUUUUUAGCUGAAAAUAUUAAUUAAAAGGUAAAAGCUAUUUUUUAAGUCAGCAAGUCUGCAUUUUUCCCACGUAUGGAAAAUUUGCAUAUUAAAAAAACAAGGAACUGAAGUAAUUUUGGUUGGCUGAUUCGGCAAAUGUCAAUCAAUCAAAAAAGUGAGCGGCAGACGUUUCGUAGAAGGUUUGUAUCAGGCUCUCUUUUCGUUUUGCCAUGCCCGCAGGAAUGUUAUUUACAAAGCGAAACGAAAAUUGAGCCUGAUCUCAGGUUACUUUGGCAAGCUGAGCGCACAAAGUGAAUUAUUAUAAAAUGCAGGUUCAUCGUUCAUACAUGCAUUCCAAGCAAUUCUGGUGAAUUUGAUAGAAAACCAGUUGUUCUGCCUCUCAUCGGCUGAGACGUCUUGAUCUAAAAUGCUAUCUUGAUUGAAUAACGAUAUAUGCCCUUCUGAACAAAAAUUAUUAACUUAAUUUGAUUGUAAGUGAUCAUAAUUAAGUAACUCCGUAGUGUCAUGUUGGCAGUGGUGUUAUUUACAUCAGGCGGAAAACUCACGAAACAACAUCACCUUUAUUAUCAUUCCUGGAAAAGUCUUGGCUGAGAAGUUAAAAGCCUGGUUUUCACUAGCGCAUUAGCACAAGCAUAAGGACAUACUCAAGCACAGAAUGGCAUAUUUGAGUCAAUUCUCAAUACCAGCUCUCCUCAAUCCGAUGAUAAACAAGAUGGCAAACUAAGAGUCCGCCAUAUCGCUUUGAUAUGUUUGCAUGAGGUCUGUGUCAAAGUGACCUUUGAUUGGUUCACGGCCUUGUACUUACGCAUGUGCUUAUGUCAACCCAGUUUUAAACAGUCAAAGCUACGACAUAAGCAUAAGCACAAGGACAACGAACUUGUCCGUUUUUCUUGUGCUUAUGCUUAUGCUUAUGUCGACCCAGUUUUCACUUGCUUACACCCGUGCUUGUGCUUAUGCUUACGCUUAUGCUUAUGCUUAUGUGCUAGUGAAAACCAGGCUUAAGAAAAUUCUUGGCCGAGAAGUUACCAUGAGGUUAAGCGUGGUUUUCACUAGCGCAUAAGCAUAAGCAUAGGCACAAGCACAUGUGUAAGCAAGUGAAAACUGGGUCGACAUAAAGCGUAAGCAUAAGCACAAGAAAAACGGACAAGUUCGUUCUUCUUGUGCUUGUGCUUAUGCCCAUGUCGUAGCUUUGACAAGUGAAAACUGGGUCGACAUAAGCACAUGCAUAGGCCCAAGGCCGUGGACCAAUCGUAAGCCACUUUGACCCAGACCUCAUGCGAACAUAUCAAAAGCAAUAUGGCGGACGCUUCGUCCGCCAUCUUGUUUAUCAUUGGGUCGAGGAGAGCUGGUAUCGAGAAUUGAGUCAAAUGUACCAUUCUGCGCGUGCGUAUGUCCUUAUGCUGACGCUUAUGCGCUAGUGAAAACCAGGUAAAAAUAGGCUUUUUUCAAAACAUCCUUGUCGCCAUGGUAACGAUCGAAAUCUUACUUCUAAAAUGUCAAAUUUAUUGUCCUUAGUAUAAAUGUAUUCUGUCCAUACCAAAUAUGAGCCUCAACGAGUCUUGAAUUAAUGACACUCCCAUUAUCAAACUGUUUACAACCACCUUAAUUAAUUGUAUUUUUUGUAGUAAAUUGUUCCAUUCAAUAUUUUUUCUGUAUCCCUUGAAAUUGCUUUAUACAGCACGUAUGGAUUGGCCGAAAAGGUGAUUCGAAUUGUUUGCAAAUGGCGACAGACACUCAAACGAUAGAAAAGGCGGGGGACUGUAACGACGAAAAGAACUAUAUUUGUGAAAUGCCAGCGUCAACAACAAGUACGUUUUCUAUCAUCCACAUCGAGAAGGUUACACUUAGCACAUUAUCGCAAUAGCCCAAGCUCAAUACGAGAGCCCGGAACAACCUUAUUUUACUUAGCUAAUUAUUUAUUCAUACAGCAACAACCACAUAAGACGUUGUAUGAAAAUUAUUACUUUUUCUCUAAAAUUGGGCGAAAUGGGCAUUAUGUUUUUCCUAUUAAGCUUUUGUUUAGUAUUUUCAGGUUAAAGUCUAUCAAAUUUUUGUGAAUGACUUCCAAUUUAGUAAAAGCUCCGCUUUUAGGCUUGUCUACAAGUUAUAAUUUCACGCUUUUGCCCCAGACUUUGAGGUAAGUGACCUUGUCAGAGAUACUGGAUGGUUUUAAAGGCUUCUAUUAUUCUGCAUUUAUCUUUAGGUUGUUAUGAGUACCCUAGCAGGAAUUCCUCUGUUCCCAUUAAAGUCAGCUGUACUUUUCCAGAAAACCUUUGUUUCAAAUAUGACAAUACAACGUCAAACGGCGAACAAGUCACCAUUCAAGGCUGUAUAUCCGCUGAUCAAUGCAGACAAUUUGAUGAUCAUCAUUUGCACUGUUGUGAAGGAGAUCUGUGUAAUAGUGGUAAGUAAGCUCAAGUAUAAUGAACACAAAAUAGCUAAAAAUUGUUACUUUAGGUCCGCCGUGCCAUGUUCCUCAGAAACAGGGAAAACAUAGUUUAUUCUAACCAGGAUCCGUGAAGGAGGAAUAGCCAUGCUUAGCAGCGAAGUAGAUUUUAAGAACCUUUUUGUAAGUUUUCGCAAGAUAAGGCACCUGUUUUAUUCAGCGCAGACUCGCACGUUUCCCAUGCCAUUUAUAAUGCAAUACCUUUCCUUGCAGUUAAGAACACCACGAUAUCUGAACCCGAAAAUCCGACCCGCGCCAUUUCUAAAGUCAUUUACAUCUCACUUGGUAUCACCUCCGCUUUUUUGCUACUGUCCGUGGCUAUUGUUGUCUGGUGCUACAGAAGAAAGAAGCUAAAGACUAUUGAAAGGUUUGUGUAUCUUUUAAUUUGCUAGCCACAUUGUUCGGCGUAAUUUUUUCUCUAGUUGAAGGUGUAUCAAAAACACUUAUAUAAGCAAAAUUUUACUUUCCUAGCAUUUAAUUUUAGCGCGAUGUUAUUGUUUAGAUUACGUCACGUGGCCACUUAGAGCGUCGUGCACCCGCCAUUGACAGUUACAAAGAAAACAAUCAAGCAUUUUGUUUUAGCCAAGGGGCUGAAAACCUAAAAAUGACAGUAAGAAAGAAGAGAUCCUAAAGAAGUAUAUCUUGAAAAAUAAAUUGAAAAUUGACUUGACUUAUAAAAAGAUGUUAUUGCGUUCGACGUCGAGAGAACGCAACCUAGACUCAACCCCCAAGAGCCUGAGCACGAACAUUUAGCACUAAGAAACUCAACUUUUUUUAGGCUGGGUGAAUUACCGAAAACGAUAGGUUGAAGGCUAAUGGCCAAAGUCCUUGGCUGACAGCUUUCUUCUGAGAUGCCUCUUUCUGCCAGCUGUUUAUUUUAACAGACAACCGCUGUUGAGCCUAUCUUAGGCCAAGAGUUAUCUCUCAUGUCAACACGAUAUCAAACUAUGCCCAGUCGGUGAGGUUGCAUUUUUGAAAGGCAAAGGCCGGUUUCGACAAGCGGCGUUUGACCUCUAAUCGGGUAUGGCAAAUUUUCGUUGUAACGUUUUCUCACUUAAAAAUGGGCUAGUGGAGCAAAUGUGUUCAGCAGUACCCAAAAGGGCAAGGGCUGGUUGAGUCGGAUGAAGCUUCAUUCAUCAAUAAAAUUACCCGUACAUUAAAAUGAAAAAUUUCUCUUAGAUCUCGUUUACACGGGACCGGAUAAAUAUUUCAACGAAUGAUUCAGGCUUUUCCCGUGCAACCCUUUUACACUGUCGAACCGUGCAAAUUCUGUAUCAAUUUUCAGUAUGAUUUGUUAUUCAAAAACUUGCACUGUUCGCGGGUUCCGUGUAAACGAAAUACGGCGUUGUGCAAGUUUUUGUCCGUUCAUAUGUCCGAAUCUGUUUAAAUUCAAUGUGGUCUUAAAUUUCUUUCAACUGUACCAACCCUGUUGGGAAUUGCCUCCAAAAUAGUUGCUAUCCAACACACUCACAGAAGGUUUUUAUUCCUUUCCUCACAGUACAGCACACUCUCAUGACAAAAUAAUUCUCGUUUACUAUCUCCUAUUGUUCUACUAUUUUGCUAUCAAUCACGAGGUUUUCAGCUUCGCUUUCAAUUCCAAAGUUCAGGGCAAUCAGGUUCUCACGUGUAAUCUAUCACAUAACACCUCUUUAAAAUCACGUGACUAAAAUCAAACAAAACUUAAAUCAUGUUUACAAAGGAGAUUGGUUAUUAGUUCCGACACUCUCCCUCAUAUGUCUACCUUUAGGUGACAUAUGUUGCAUUUAUCUCUAGAAACCAUAUCAUACUAAACGUUCUUGUAAGUGAAAACGAUCGCAGAAAACGAAACGAUUCUCAAACUCUCUACAGAGUCGGUGCUCAAUGUUCAGUUCGCUUGCUCUUUGUCAGCAAUAUCUUGCAUUCGUACUCUCGCUGCCAUUGCAGCGUUACGGGUAGGUCUGAACUCUCGAACCUCCGGGUUUAGGUGUUCCUGAGUUGUCAAAGGUGUCCAGUCGCACGAUAGUUCUAAGGGCUAGAGGUGGUUUAGCAGCGGCUCUGACUUGGAAACGGUGACAACCAUAACACUGUUUUAUCUGUUUUAACACUCUUGGUCAGACGUCUGAGCCUCGGCACCCAAUGACGCUCUCUGAUCCGCGCCAUUGUUAAACCGACUCCUCCAUGCUACGUACAGCGAUGGGCGUCUUCAACGAGUUUCACUGUGUAGGGGUACUUGUCAGGCAGGUAUACCGAGUAAUGUACCUGUACAGGACCUCGACAUAUGAGUAUCCCCUGGUCGUUUUCUUCUAAACCCAGUCUUUGUCGAUCGUCUGUCACAUCAUCGCUUUGAAUCUCUUGAGGGCGCUUGGUCCAAAACAGGUGCUGGUUUUUUAUCUCGUCGGUCGUCAAUGGACCCAUCAUUCUUUCUUGUUUCUUCAGGCGUGAAUUCCGUAUGAAUCUCGCGGUCCAGGCGACAAUCCUCAACGUCUUGGUCAUUUCAAAGUUCCCUAGCAGAACAUUGAGGCACCCAGUUGUCGCAGUGGCGCCAUUAAAAGUUCUUUGGUAAUUUUAGCCUCUGCUUGGCUCUCAGGAGUGCGACUUGUCACGAUGUUAGUAGGCCACUUUUCUUUGUCUGAAAGCCAUUCUGGUCCUUGCCACCACAGCUUGCUGUCAUCUACUUGCCCUCCUCGACUUCCCAGAUCUGCCGGAUUUUCCUUGGUGGGUACAUGGCGCCAAGUGAUCCCUGAAUGCUCUUGUAUUUUCAUCGCUCUGUUUGCUAUGAACUAUUUGUACUCGCCGCCACCGUUUAUCCAAUGGAGAGCCACUGAGCUAUCCAGCCAUCCAUAGCGACGUUACCAGGAAACCCUUUAAGCGCCUUCUCUACGUUUGUGAUAAGGUUCGUUGCCAUAUGUGCCGACACCAGCUCUAAUCGCGGAAUGGUCAGCCCCUGCUUCGCUAGUCGAGCCUUUGCAGUAACCAAACCCUGGCUCACCCCUGAUGGCUGUCUCACAACUGCAUACACUGUUGCACACACUCCGUUCUUACUCGCAUCGCCAAAGGCAUGGAGCUCAAUUCUUUCAAUUUUCUCUCGGGCAUUUGUCACAGCCCUUUCACCUUGACCUCGGCUGGUAACUCUUUCUUCCAUCGUGUCCAUUGGCUUUCUAGUGGUGGAGGUAACGGUGCAUCCCAAGCCACCUUCACGUUGCAAACGUCUUUGUAGAUGAACUUUCCCUUGGUAGUUACCGGCGCCACGAGACCAAGGGGAUCGUAAAUUCUUGCCAGAUUACGAAACAAUGUUCUUUUUGACGCGACUGCAUCAUAUUGAGGCAUGGUAACACUUAUCUGAUCUUCUUGUUUGUCCCACGAGAGUCCAAGAAAACUGCCUGUCUUUCCUUUUGUUUGACCGAGCUGCUGUUUAGCAAACGUGCCCUCGUCUUCAACCCCUCUUUCACUCCCUUCUAACUCGGCAACAUUCGAGUGCCACUUGUACAGCGUGAACUUAGCAUCUUCGAAGAUUCUUAUGGCUCCCUCUUUCAUCUCUUUUCGCCUCUGGUACUGUUGGUUUCCCGCUGAUCAGAUCGUCGACAUACAUGCUUUUGCGCAGUUCAGCAACAAGGUGUGGCAUACAAGACUCCCAGGUUUCAAGAUGGCACUCUAUCACUCCCCCAAGAAAAAAGGGAGAAGGCAUAAAACCGAACAGAGAUCGCGUGAAUCUCAACACCUCCACUUCAGAAUGUUCGCUGGUCUUCCAAUGAAAUCUAAGUACAUCUCUCUCUUCCUUCUUUAUGCGCACCUGACGAAAGGCCUGUUGUAGGUCCCCAGUGAUAAGGACUGGAUGAAAGCGCAUGCGUACUAAAAAUACUCCGCAGGUGAUUGUGAAGCGGUGGUCCGGCAUACAGAGAAACAUUUAAACUUGGCACAUGAGGGUUCGCUCUAGACGAGGCGUCAUAAACGAUCCUUAGCUUCGUAGUUUCAGCUCCUUUAAUCUUUUAUCUUUAAUCAAGCUAAUUGCAAAUAGUGCUUUUGCCAAUCCGGCAAUACGGAUCCACCGGCUUGUGAGGUAUGUAGAAUUCCCUGCGAUGAAUCACUUGCGACUUGUACUAUUCCCACGGACUUCUGUUUUUCAAUUAUCUCUCCAUAACUCUCGGUCACAUCCAACCGCUGGCGUCUGUUCUGGAGGUAGCUGAGCCUUCGCAAACUAACUGCUUUAUCGUUUGGCAAAGGCGGAUGGCUACCUUUCCAUGGUAGCGGGGUUUCAUACCAGCCUUCUGGGUGUCGUAGCAACUCUUCUCUGAACUCUGCAUAGACUGUGCGCUGGUCAUGUUCUGGGGUAUCUUCUAAAACCUGAGACGUCUAGCCGACAAAGUUCUGCAUAAUCCACACGACUCGUUUGAGUCCGCAGCAUAUUCGUGUGGUCAAUCUCAGUUCACGGUGACAUAAUAGUCCACUCCAGCUUGGUCUUGUCUGCUACUGGUUCCCCUAGGAGCCCAACGCGGCAGAGCUCGGACGUCUUGAUCCCUGUAUACUCGCUGGCCCCUGAUAUCAGGUGUGUUGGGAGAUAUGGCUUAGGGUCACAGUCCGUCAUCUCAACUCCCUUUAGAUGAGCCUAUGACUCGAUAAUCUUUUGAUAGUGUGGGUUAUUAAUCAUCAGCAACUCCCGUCUUUCGACCUUGGUAACGUCAACGUUUAAUUCGUCACUGCCAUCAGUUGAACGUACUUUGAUUUUGGAAAGUUCUACUUCACGUGUGGUCGAUCCCAGCAUCAUUUCUAUUCGAAGAACUUCUUUAGCCCGAGAGCUCUUGGGAAGUUUCUCCAAAAGCACAACUGAAGCAUACGAACUCUUAGCUCAUGUAUCCAGAAGUGCACGAUACAGUACUCCCUCCACGGUUACUAUCACCACAAGAUAAACAACACGCCCUUGGUUCUCGGUGGCUGUCAACAAUUGGUCUCCUUGAUUGCAAAUCGAUGUAUGGUGUUACUGUCUGCACUUCUGACAACGCAUUCUACUCCUACACUCAGUUGCAUGAUGUCUUGGCCCAGUGCAAUUAAAGCACAUCCGCUUCUGCGCUAGUAUUCUUUUCCUCUCGUCUAUCGUGGAUACGCGCGUGCAAUCGCUCGAGAUGUGACUCGCGUCAUCACAGUAAAUACAACGGCGUUUGUCCAUGGAUUCUGCGUGGAAAAAACGAGAUUUGUUCUCAGGGCGCUUAGACGGAGUAGUCAUGCUCUCGACGUUAUUUCCUUCAUUCGCUGGAUUUACGUCUCUCCAUUUCUUCAGAGCUUGGGCCAAACGGGGUAAAUCCCAGUCUUGCCAGUUUUCUUGUCCCCCGACCAAAUCGGCUUUGAUUCCUGUCAAUUUAUCUAGCACGCUUAUUGUCAUUCCGUUUACUCUCUCAAUUUUUCCAAGCGUUUCCAGUGACUGGACGUUAAACAGCAGUGUUUGUAAAAGGAAUUCACUUUAUUUGGGUCGGCGCUUGUCACAGUGGGGAGUUGAAGAAUGUUAUUGACAUAGGCGUUGACAACUUCGCUCGUUUUUCCAUAUUCUUCUUUGAUUAUGUUUUUUGCUUUUUCAUAUCUCUCUGUAUUAAGCGGCAAUCCAUCGAUGUCUACCCUGGCUUUAGGCUCCAAUAGCUCUUGCAAGUAGGCAAAUUUUGUUACAGUCGCUAAUUCCGUUUUGUCGAUUUCCGCCUCGAAUUUAUUCCAGAACGGCGUUGUUCAAUGCGUUGUUCAUUGGUUUCUCUAUACGUCCACGUCUGCACAAAUAGUCGUGUACAAGCCAAACGUUUUAGCGCUGGUAUGUUUUUCAGGUUGAAGAUAUGGUGCUUAAACUGAUAACAGUCACCGCUAUCAUUACGAUUAUGCACGAGCGCUUUUUUUAAUUAAUAGCAACCUUAAUCCAGCUUUUAUUAUGUCCUUUUUCUCCAGAUCACCUGAUUCACAACCCUCUGAUAAAUGGGAAAUGCUGCCCGAGCAAAUAGAAUUCGAGGAAGAGCUAGGGAGAGGAGAGUUUGGUGUUGUUUACAAAGCAACCUUUAGAAAGAGGGAUGAGAUGGAGGCGUUGGUGACUGAGACUUCCAAAUGGCCUUCUUCAUCCACGAAGACGAAGGCACCACAGGUGGUGGCUGUCAAAGUUUUACAUGGUAAGAAAUAUUUUAAUCUACAAAACAAGAGACAAAGCCGUAAGCGUUAAUUGAAUUUGUAACUUAUUUCCAGUUGUUUAUUUGCAACAGAAACGAAUUCUUUUUUAUUUCUUGUUUGGACCUUUCUGAGACCCUAACAGAAAAUCAGUCGAAAAAAGUCAAAUUUUUUUUAUUUCGCUUGCUUUGGUUCCUGUUAGUAUUGUUGGUGUUGUCGAUUAUUCUUUUCACCACUUUUCUCCUUCGAAAACAACGGCUAAGGCCUGAGGGUAAAUGGGGUAGGAGUUCAAGGUAGUAUGCCUUACCCACCCUGACUGUUCCAGAUAGCGCAUCCCCUCCAAGGCUGCUAACUAAGAAGAUGGGGUGGUAAAGUGACUAUUAAACUGAAAUGCACUUAGAAAGUACAAUCUACCUGUCUUUUUGUGCAUAGGAGGAUGCGUGCGAUAAAAAGGGAUGAAUAUCUGUCACGCAAAUGAAAAAUCUAGCACUGAAAUAACAUGCUGUCACAGGAAGAAUGAAGAAGACAUAAUCAUUUUAUCAAAUUGUCUUUAGAUGAUCCAUCUGAGGCACAGAUAGAAGAGUUCACGUUUGAGAUUGAACAAAUGAAACUGUUAGGCUCACAUAAGAACAUUGUAUCCAUGGUUGGAUGCUGCACGCUUGAAGAGAAAAUGUUCCUGGUCAUAGAAUACGUUCCGUGUGGUGACCUCUUGACGUGGCUACGACGCAGAAGAAAAAAGGUAAGAAAAUCAUUGCAGCGUGUUUUCGUGUUCUGAAAGGGUAGACACCAUUUUUUAUGACUAUAUAGCUGCCAGCCCUAUCAUGUUUUGGGACUAUCGCAGAUUUACAUCUGCGAAGCUGCCAAUUUCAUACCCGAUAAAGUCCUUGUUAUUGAAAUCAUAAGAAUUUUUUUUAAAAACUUUUGUUACAAAGAGAAAAUACUUUCUCUCGAGAUUACUCAGUGCUUAAGGGAAAAUAUUUCAACAUUAUCAUAUAUCUGACUGGAUUUGAUACAAGGUGCCUGCACUCACUCUACUGGACAGCCAAGUCCAAGGAGCAAGAACUCAUCCUUACCACCCAUGAAACUCACUCCCGCCAAGCUCUGCUAGUAUUGUUCCGAUUAUGAGUCACAGUAUUUAUGUGGCUGGGCUAGCUUACAGGAAACUUCCUUGACUUUGAACUGCAUUCUGGAUUGAAAAUCUAUCAAAGCGACAAAAUCUCCCCUACCUAACCCCUACUUUUGACACAAAAAAGCCAGCCACCCACCCUACUAGGUCCGGGCCUAAGCUCUCUGAUAAGCUCUUUGGCUUCCCCGGCUUGAUGCCCGUGUGCAAGCGAAAACUUUGCGGGCACCUUUAAACAAAGUCACACAGAUGUAUUGGUCUUUAUUUGUUCCGAAACUGAUAACGUUGCUUGCUGGAAGUCUAGAUCAACGAACUUAAAGCUUCCGAGAGAUCAUAUGCUGACAAAGAGGUUCUGAAAGAUCAGGAAGAGACCAGAGAUAAGGUAGGCUAAUUAAAAAAUGUACUGAUUCAAUAUUUUAUCCAUUUUUGUUUGACCCUGUUAUUUUUUCUAUUCUUCAAAGUCCCCAAACCGUUUGUUGUUUGUUCUCUAUGUCUGGUGGACGGCUCAUUGUACGUAAUCAGACUUUAUUAAGGGCGCUUUCCAAAAGUCAGAAUUGGCCGGCCAGACCAUAGCCGGCACCGGUCAUUUUGACAAUGAAAAAUGCUUUUUUCCAAGAGCUUUUGUUGAAACACCAUUUCCUUUGUGCCCGCUAUUUGGGAUCUGACGGAUAGUUUUGAUUAAAAGUGAAAUUCUCAUUAUGACUGGAAUGGUCUGGCCGGUCAGUUCUCACAAAUGGAAAGCGUCCUAAGAUUAUGUUAAGACACAGAAAUGGUUUCCAUGCAUGUAAAAAUCACCAAAAAGUUAUUAUGUUUAAAGCCCUCUGAUAAAUUUUUUUCAUGUCGUUUUCAUGGGGUGGUAUAAGAGGGAAGGUGGAACACUCUUAUAGGGUGGAUUGAACGGUCUUUCCUUCUUCGUAGCAAAAACAAGCAGGCAAACUUUUGAAGAAAACGGUAAAGGAAGAGCAGGCUCAGGUCAACACGGAAAUGAUCUCAUUGCGCCAGAGUAGCGACCCAAAGGACAUGGCGUCAGCCACUCACAGUCUCCCUGAUGUAAGAAUUUUAAUAAACACACUCAAGCCACAAGCGGCCUUGUCUCCAUCCUUGGAGGCCUAGGGGCAGUCAGGUGGUUCGGGAAAAAACGUUUGAGCCCCUGGUUACCGACUAUCACCAGACCAUUUUCAAACAAUCCAGCGAGUGCUGACUCCCGAUUGGGCACAAAAAAAUGCUUUGUAUUAUAUUGCCCAAUGGGCGAACAGGGGCUUCUAUUUUCUUUCCGUGUGUUCGUACACGACGGCUAUUAUCUCGCCAUACUUUCACCAAGGUUGGGCGUGCAAGGAGAAUCUUGGCUUUUCCCACCUUGCCCCUACAAGAAACGUAGGAACUACUGAUGAUUUGGGAAGACGUUUCAGAUGCAAUCAGCAGGACCGUUCCAAUUUGCUCCUAGACCAUUCUGUCACGAGCAGGGUGCAAAGAAAGUCAGUUUUACACCCUGCCAUUCGGGCAAGCUGUAGCUAGCAUGUACUAGCCCACAAGUCAUUUCAACUAGCCCCCAAACCCUUUUUGAUUAGCAAGACUGAUUACCAUCCUUCUGUAAUUAGAAUUUCCCCAAAAAACAGCUCUUGCCCGUCGGGAAAAAUCUCUAGCCCGAUAGCAAAAUCCACUAGCCCCGGGCUACCGGAAACGACUUUCUUUACACGCUGCUCAAGAUAUCGUAAAUGAUAUUUACGAUGGCGUGAUCGAUAAGGAUCGAUGCAAGCUUGAAUACGUGUUGUAAGCUCAAGUUUAUGUUUUUGGAUAAGCACCUUUUAAAUACCCUUUCAUACGUUUCCAAAUUUAGUUUUCGGGUAGACAGUUGCAGUUUCUUUGAAUUCAUGAACGGGCUUUAUAUCGAACUGAAACUUUCCUGGCAACGUGUAUUUCUUUGGUGCAAGAGCCAAACAAGUAUCAUAAUGGCGAGACAAUAGCUGUCGUGUACGAACACACCAAAAGAACUCAGGAGAUGGUGUUUAUCGAUUGGGCACAAUAAUACAAAGCAUUCUUUGAACACAGUCAGCUUGACCGUUUGGAAAUAAUUUAGUAAGGGUCGGCACCCAGGGGCUCUUCCGCCCUUGCUUGAAAACUAUUUUUUGCCGCGCCUUUUCUCCCGACCCGACUGACUGCCUCUGGCUCUCCGAGGAUGCCUUGUCUCGCGAUACGAAGGAUGUAACAUGAUAUAUUUCAUUCCUAAGGGCAUUGGCGAAGCGAAAGGUGACGUUUCAGUGACGUGACUGAAGAGAUAUCACGGAACAAAAGACAAUUGUUAUUGAAUUAAAUAUCGUGGUUUUUGAAGAAUUAUAAAUAAAAUUUCCAUCUUAUUUCAGUAGAACUUUAAAUAAACAAAUUCACCUCCUUUCUGUCUUCAGUUAGUCGAAUUACAUAGUUUUAGCACAAGUACCCCGAAACUCAUGGAAGAUAAUUAUUAGUGCAUAAGAUUUUAUAGCAUGAUUUAAAUUGGAUUUUAAGCUGAGGGAACUAGCAAAUAAAAGAAUAAGAAGAAAAAGGCAUUAGUCUGCCUAAACUUGUGUGAUAUUUCAAUUUUUAGUUACAGACAGUAGCUUCUAACAAUGUAAUGUUACAAUUUUCUUACAUAUAAAUUAAUCGCCUUUCUUAAAAAUCAUUUAGCAAAGGUUCCGGUUUAAUAGUGAGGCUAUGGACGAUGAACAUUCUGCACAAAAGGAACAAGUGAACAUUGCACAGCAAAGCGACAAAGAUGCCGUUCUUGAAGUGAUUCCCUCAACUUCCGCUACAAAUCAAGUAAGAAGUUUUAUAAUUAUUUACCACCACAAGUAAUGCGGGUAUGGGUAUGCGGGUACUUGGUGUACUUGGUGCAUUUGGUGCGUCAGGGUCAUGAACCUCCCUACCCUGCAAUGUACAGUUCCGGGUAGCCCUUGGGCAAGGCGUAACACCCGUUAGGCCUGUCAAGGUCACGAAACUGUUGCCUGGCAGUCAGGGUUUUUUUUUUGCCACAGGUUAAGGGAGACAACCCUUACAGAAAACGAGCACACCGCUGGAAGGUCUGACGCUCCUCCAGCAUCGCUUGCUGGGAUUUGUCUCAGUGAGCCCAGCAAAACAUUGAUUUGGACAGAAAUUGAUUAUCUGUUCUAUAGUAUUGUUCUCCUUAACAUAACCUACGGACUAUCUGUUUAUGAUGCCUCCGAUGCGGAAAUUCAUGUCCUUCAGCAAUUUUUCGACAGAUGCUAUAAGUUACGCUUUAUAUCUACACAGUUAAAUAUUAGAUUAUUACUACAAAAACAAGAUAAAGCGAUUUUUCAAAAAGCUAAACAGCAUGAUAACCACCCUCUGAAGGUGUGCUUACCGCAAGAAAAGAACAAUCUAACCUACAAUCUUCGACGUAAAAGCUUCCAAAGGCCCAAGAUAAACACCGAACGUUAUAAGAACACAUUUGUAAAUAGAUUAAUUUUUAAAUACAACCUUUAAUGAUAUUUUAUGUCAGAUAUGUGUAACUAUUUUUUGCAUUUUUUAAAUCUUUUUAUUCUAUUGUAAUUUAGCUGAACUUUUAAUCUUUUUAUCCUGUAACAUUGGAUAUGUAUUUUUUAUCUAAUGAGCAAUAAAGACAUUUAUUAUUAUUAUUAUUAUUAUUAUUAUUAUUAUUGAUAAACACUGCAAACUUCCCUACAUACUUGCUCGGUCCUCGCCGGGAUAAACAAGGGCCGCGACCCCUAGUGGGCAACCAUGUUGGAGUUGAUAAGUCAGCUACUGGAAGACUCUUAAGAUGCAAGAUAAACACUCUGGUGUCAACUUUUACCAUCCGUUCACUCAACUACAUUGAGAUGAUUGGAGAGCUUACCGCGCUGGCAGAGGAGAAAGGAAUAUCUGUUGUUUGUCUGCAGGAACAUCGAAAAUUUCACGAUAAUGCGGACGUGCACUAUGCUGAUGUCGGCAAAGGCUGGAUCUUGGCCACUUCCUCGUGCUGGAGGAAGUCCGUUAACAGUUGCGUGGGAGGAGUGGGUAUGCUACUAAGCCCCUCUGCUUACUACUCCCUCGAGGACAAUAUUGUGGUGGUGAAUAGCCGAAUCAUCGUGGCAAACUUAAGUGACAACCCUGCUACUACUAUUAUAUGCUGCUCAGUCCAACGAACUGCUCGGAUGACAGCGAUGCUCUAGACUUCUACAACACAUUCUCUGAAUUAAUAAAGAAGCUACCUGGACAUAACCUUAAAUCAUAUGUGGUAAUAUUUGAAUGCACAAAUCAGUCCCUUAGACUGUAAUGGGUUUAGCUUUGGAAAAAAAACGUUUAUGCUGGAUAUGGCUACUGCAUGUAGGCUUAUAAUUUAGAACACACGCUUCCAAAAGAGCUUUAACAGUUGUGGACGUUCAUGUACCCAAAUGGUUGCAAAGCCAAACUUGAUUAUAUACUGGUAAACAGGAAAUAGUGGAACAGUGUCUCAAAGACUAUCAGGCAUAUGACCCUCUCAGUACAGUAUAUUCAGACCAUAAAAUUGUCGUAACUAAACUACGCCUCAGUUUGCUAGCCAAUGGGAAAACAACUGCCAAAUGUACCAGUUUCGACUGGCAUUGUUUUAGCACCAGCCACUCCGUAAGAGAGGCUUAUACUGUGGAAGUUAAGAAUCGCUUUGAGGCCCUGUACGAGCUUGAGGAAAAACACACUGUGAACGAUCUGUAUACUACGAUUAUCGAGGCCCAAAUAGAUGCAGCUGAGAAGUGUAUUCCUAAGAAAGGAAGGAAAGCGUGUUUGUGA
Messenger RNA from Porites evermanni, 16423 nucleotides. Lineage: Eukaryota; Metazoa; Cnidaria; Anthozoa; Scleractinia; Poritidae. The record is from the annotation of a GenBank genome assembly.